AUGAUGGCGCUGUCCGCCGCGGUUCGAUUGGAGCAGCCGCGGAGCUGCUCUUGGCGCCAUUUUGAAGCGGAGAGGCGGAGGAACGGCCUGGACUGGCUGCGGAAGGGGAGGGGGGGCGGGAGGAGGCGAUUGGAUGCGGCGGCGGCGGCGGCGGCGGCGAGGGCGGCGGAUCCCCGAGAUCGGAGGAGCGCGAGGAGUGUAGGAGCCGGGCGACCGGAGGUAGGAGCGACUCGGCGGGGCGUGCGCGCGUGGAGCCGUCGCCCGCUGAGCCUCGCGUGUCCCGGUGUCCCAGCGGGGCUGCGGUGGGGCCGGGGGCGGGGAGGCCGCGGGCCGCGGCUGGCGCCGGCCCGGAGUGACCUUUGCGGGGGCCGCGGCCGCGCCCCUCCCCCUCCCCUCUCCUCCCCCUGGAGAGAAGCCCCCCGCGCCGCUUCCCCCUUCCGGCUGCCUGCGGGCCCGGCGCGAGGGGAGGCGCGCCGCACUGCUCGGGAGUCGGGGAAGAGCCGGGAGCCGGCCGAGAGAGCGAGAGCGAGAGAGAGAGAGAGAGAGAAAGAGGAGAGAGUCAGAGAGAGUCAGAGAGAGAGAGAGAGAGAGAGAGAGAGAGUCCUCGGGCGACCGCGGGUGCAGCCCCACGGCGGUACGGACAGUGUGCGGUGCGGGCUCGCCCGCCCGCCUCUGCACCGUUAUUCCACUGACACUCUAAAAGUUUGCGGUCCGGGAGAAGCCCUGGCGGCGGCGGCGUUGGUGUUGGCGGCGUUGGCGGCGGCUGUGGCUGUGACUCCAGUGAAUGGGUCAUUCCAUCUCCAGAGGGGUUGUUACCCACCAGCUGAAAACUGCUUUACUAAAUUGGUCUGCAUGGCUGGCCUACAAUUCAGAGAUCUGCCUGUUUCUGCCUCCCGAGUGCCGGGAUUUAAAGGCAUGUGUUGGGCUGGAGAGAUGGCUCAGCGGUUAAGAGCACAGACUGCUCUUCCAGAGGUCCUACAUUCAAUUCCCAGCAAUCACAUGGUGGCUCACAACCAUCUGUAAUGGGGUUCGAUGCAGUCUUCUGGUGUGUCUGAAGACAGUGUACUAAUAAAUCUUUAAAACAACAACAACAACAACAACAACAGUUCUAAGCAUGCAUGUGCCAUACUGUAGCAUGUAUUUUUGUGAAAGCUAUUCUUUUGUUUUGUUUUUGUUUUUUUGUUUUUUUGAGACAGGGUUUUUCUGUGUAGCCCUGGCUGUCCUGGAACUCACUUUGUAGACCAGGCUGGCAGCUAACUCAGAAAUCUGCCUGCCUCUGCCUCCCAAGUGCUGGGAUUAAAGGGGUGUGCCACCACGCCCGGCUGUGAAAGCUAUUCUUAAAAUUGAUGAUUAUAAAGUAAAAAUAUUUAUUACUGGACAAUGUUGAAAUGUUCAAUUCGGCAGUAUCAAAUACUUAGCCAAGAUUUAAUUUUUAUGUAAAAACAAGCAAACCUAUUUUGCUAGCAUGCAGAUUUAUUUUUUCUUUGAUAAAUGGUAAAAAUUACAUGAAAACAAAAAUUAUUUUCAAAUAAAUUUCUUUAUAAUUAAUAAAUAUUCAGAGGUUUGGCAAGAUGGCUCAGUGGUUAAGAGCACUGCCUACUCUUCCAGAGGUCUUGAGUUCAAUUCCCAGCAACCACAAGAUGGCUCACAACCAUCCAUUAAUGGGAUCCAAUGCCCUCUUCUGAUGUGCCCAAAGACAGCAACAGUAUACAUAUAGUAUUCAUAAAAUAAAUAAAUUUUUUAAAGAUUUAUUUAUUUAUUAUAUGUGAGUAUACUGUAGCUGUCUUCAGACACUCCAGAAGAGAGUGUUAGAUCUCUACAGAUGGUUGUGAGCCACCAUGUGGUAGCUGGGAUUUAAACUCGGGACCUC
Molecule: messenger RNA, 1870 nt
Organism: Mus musculus (house mouse)
Lineage: Eukaryota; Metazoa; Chordata; Mammalia; Rodentia; Muridae
Product: predicted gene, 40353
Exons: 5
Coding region: 1-1023 (340 amino acids)
Source: RefSeq, a predicted model, not a curated record